This is a messenger RNA of Centrocercus urophasianus (Greater sage-grouse), 3605 nucleotides long. RefSeq names its product transmembrane protein 200B (gene TMEM200B). Bases 88 to 1293 code for a protein of 401 amino acids. The transcript is spliced from 2 exons. Lineage: Eukaryota; Metazoa; Chordata; Aves; Galliformes; Phasianidae. The record is from RefSeq and is a predicted model, not a curated record.
CAUGGCCCCGACCUCCAGAGCUCGGCGGCCCGGGGGAAGCGGCCCCGGCGGGAGGCGACCGCCGGAAGAGCAGCCAAGGCAUCGACGAUGACUGCCGAGAGCACCGAACCCAAUGGCCCCAUGCGGGAGCCGACGGUGGGGGGCACAAAGCCGUCAGCCCCCCCUGCCCCACCGCGGCGCCGAGGCCGAAGGCUGCGACGGAAGUCACUGCCGGAGGUGGCGGUGAAGGGACAGCUUCGCAUGCGCUCACCGUCGGGAGCCUUCGUCAUGGUGGGCAUCUCGGUGGUCUUGGUAGGCAUGACCAUUGCCGUGGUGGGCUACUGGCCCCACCGGGGGCAUGGAGGUGCUGGGGCUGGAGCGAGGAACGCCAGCACGGCGGGGGACAUGAGGAGGGAGGUGGUUGCUGGGCGUCCCGCGCCCCACAAUGAGAAGCUGAAGCUGAUCGGCCCUGUCAUCAUGGGCAUCGGGCUCUUCAUCUUCAUCUGUGCCAACACCAUGCUCUACGAGAACAGGGACAUGGAGACCCGCAUGCUGAUGCAGAAAGGCCUCUACUGCAUGGCCACGGAUCUCCCCAAGGAGACCAGCCCCAAGGAUGAGGACACCCGGCUGGUACCCAAAGCCAGCCCUGAGUGCUUGGAGGGCUGCUAUGAAGUGGACCUGUCCUUGGGCAGCAAGUGGGCUGAUGGCUUUGGCCCCAACAGGCUGCAGACCACAGCUGAGCUCAUGCAGUGCCCGGGGGCAUCGCCGGCAGCCUCCCUCCUCAGCCUCCACUCGGAGGCAAACCUGGGGCUCUCCGCCACCAUCGGGGCCUUGGCGUUGCCCAUCAUCAAGCUCAACAACCGCUUGCUGGAUGCCGCCUCACGGGCGGCCAAUGGGAUGACAGAGGGAGCCCAGCUCCCCGCCGAAGGCCCGGCGCCCUCCUGUGCCCUGCUGUCCCCCAGCAGCGGCAGCAUCGCAGCUCGGGGCCUGGAGAACCACGGCGGCCACGUCGUCAUCAACGUGGAGGACGGUGGCCCCACGGUGCAUGCGGGCCCCGAUGCUCAGCCCCACAACCCGGGCCACUCCAAGUCCCUGGACCUGGGCCGGCCGGGGGUGCUGCUGGUGGCUCCCAUCAAGGACCGUAAAAACCGGAGUUGGCCCCGGCUCGAUCACGUCAACGCGGUGGCUUAUGCCAAACUGGAGAACUGGGGGGAGUCCUUGGACCGGCUACUGGAGACCAGCGGGACGCCACACCAUGCUGAGCCCCGGCCCAGCUCCUGGGUGGUGGGCAUGGAGGGGGGCUCGCGGGUCUGACGGCCCCGGGGUUGAGGGUUUGAAGCAGACUUUUGAUGCUGAGAGAUCCCCGAGCCUGGGGAGGGCUCCCGGGUUGGGACCUUUGCUUCUCCUCGCCUGCCUCCUCUUCCUCACCACCUUCCCUGGGAUGCUCUCAGUCUUACAAAGCCCUUCUGCUGGCAGCCUUCCUGGAGGAGCCCUCACUUGUAGACCCACGGUGGACCAUGGCAUGGGGUCGGGGUGAGCAAAGCACAGAUGGGUCCCUUUGCCCAACCCAAAGGGAAAUUUGCUUGAGCAGAGCCUGACAGGGCCAUUAAAUGUUACCUUGAUGCCACGCAGUGCUCCCUAGUCUCAUGCUCAGGAUGGGAGUGGGGCAUCCCCACCACUCUGGGCUCUGGGCAGUGUGGGAAAGCGUGUGAGAAAGGUGGACAGGGGGAGCUUUUCCUGCACAAACAUCCCCACUUCACUGGAGCCGAUCACCAGCCCCACCAAACCUCUGCUUUCCCUGAAAUUGCCUCAAACCUGGGUACAGACCCAUCUCAUCCCUUGUUCCUUCAGCCUCUGUGCUCAGAGGACUCGGUUUCCCAUAGGGAAUGCCAGAGGUGUUCAUUGCGCUGGUCCUGUGGGGUUUGUGCCAUACGGGGUCCAACUGCCUGCAAUGGGGCUCAGCUCCUUCACAGCCCCUCUGUGCAGGUAUGGCAGCAGGAAUGCUGUGUGCCCUGCUGCUGUGUGUGUGCAGAGAGGUGGUGAGCUCAGGGGGAUGCAAAAGGAGCCCAGGGAGCUGCAGAUGUUGGUGCUGCUGCCCGCUUCAUGCUGUCUGGGCAGCUGCAAAGUUCAGGCAACAAAAUGGAAAAAUUCCUGGAGUGUAAUUGUUUCCGAAGCUGGUUUGGGGGUGGAGAUGAUAGUUUUGUUUGGAUGCAAGCAACAGGAGGAUGCAGUGGGGGAGAGGAAGGGGCUGGCUUUGGUUUUAUGGUGCUGCUGGCUGCUCUUGUGUUACUUGGUGCUGUUUGGCUGCAGGAUGGGAGCUGCUGAGGGGCAUCACGUUGUUUCCAUGAGGACAAACCAGAGAAGGUUGUUUUGCAGCACUGCGGUCCAUGCCUGAUCCUGCUGCUGCUCCGGUGCUCAGCAGGGCCCUCCCUCCCCAAAUUCUUUCCAGCAGCAGCAGCUGGGGACACAUCCCCAAACCUCCCAGCUCCUCUGCAGGCUGCAGUGGAUCCUCACUCAGAGCUGCUGCUCUUGCCAGCGACCCGGGAGGCACAGCAGCAUGGCUUUGCUGCACGGGCUGGAUCCCUGCCUCUCCUAUCCCAAGAGCAAAGUUGUGGUGUGGGGCUGAGUGUCAGCUGCUGAAAUAUGUCUUUGCUGAAUGAAAUGGUUUUGUUUUCUCUUUUGUUCCCAUCCCCACGAAACAAGCACAGAGUUUUUUGGACCUUGGAAGCUGCAGGACAAUGUCUUUUUUCAGCCCGAACCAUUCUGCAGAACAUUUUGACUUGGCAGCCAUGUGCUCUGGCACAAACACACCACACUGUCACUGCCAAAGCCCCUUCUGUCCUCAAGCAGAGCUGUGCUGGUGCUGGGGACAGGGGGAGGGCAGGAGCUGCCAUGGCUCACCAGCAGCUUGCAUCUCCACCCUGAUUAGCAGUGGUGACGGCACACAGCACCAGGACUGGGAAUAGGCAGGUGAACGCCUACGAGGCUCAAAGCACUGAUUUUAGAGCAGUCAGGGCUUCUUUUUCUUUCCCUCUUGGGAAAUUUGGCAUUGUAUGUUUCUUCUCAGCGUCUGCUUCAUGCUCUUCUGCCUCCACUUUGCUACAAAGCAGCCCAGCAAGCAGACGGGCUGCAGUUGGCUUCCUGCUUAACCUCCAGGUGAUGCAGCACUCAGUGAGUGCAUAACCCAACCAGCCAAAAAGCCACCAAAGGGCUCCCGGGGCAGGAAUGCACCCAGAAGCUAUUUGAGAUCAAAAGUAACUUCUCCUUUGCGUGCACCCACACAUCCCCCAGCUCUGCUGCUGCCCUGGGACACAGCGUUGGAAGCAGCACUGCUGCGGCGGUGCUUCCAUCCCACCACAAAGUUCAAGCAGCCCAAAAGCAUCUCAGUGCUGUGCAGCUGUAAUGCAAUGCCUUAAGCUGGGGCAAAAAAAUGAAAAAUAAAAAUACAUAUAUAUAAUAACCAGGUAUGGAAAAGAAAUGGAGGGAAUCUGCUAUUUUGCAGAGGGUUUCCAGCUGCUCAGCCCUGGGCUCAUUUGCAGCAUUUCCCACCCUGCACUGAGCAAACUCAGAGCUGUGAUGCUGCCUGCAGUCGUGUCUGUUUCUCCCCCACCCCCUGAAGAUUUAAA